Penicillium robsamsonii is the source of this 549-nucleotide messenger RNA. RefSeq lists its product as uncharacterized. NCBI's taxonomy places the organism in Eukaryota, Fungi, Ascomycota, Eurotiomycetes, Eurotiales, Aspergillaceae. The record is from RefSeq and is a predicted model, not a curated record. The transcript is spliced from 3 exons. Bases 1 to 549 code for a protein of 182 amino acids.
AUGGUCAAGGAGGUGCCAUUGCUGCAAUACGAUGCUGAGCAGAGAAUAGCUGCCAACGAAGGCAGCUUCGGCUUUCUUGCGGAAAUGCGUGGCAUUCGUGCAGAGAUGGUAAAAAUGAACGAUAAGAUCAGGAAACUCGAAUCUCAUCGCCAGAGCUAUCUGGAUAUCCUUCAAAGGACCAUUUCCACAUGGGUGCGAGAUGCGCUGAACAAGGACACAGAAUACCGGAAGAAACUGAAUAAGGAUGUUAUCCACGGCGGUGAUGUGCGAUCCGAUGCCAUGGUAGUCACUGGGCGCUACCAGAAAAGCAGCACCGAAUGGCAAUCUUUUCCAGCAGCUUCUAUCCUGUCUAAGAACGCUCGGAUAAGCCUCCCUACUGAGGCGAUGGGAAAUAAACGCGAGGAUCUUAUCGCUAUGCUACUGGAGGAGAGAUAUGAAGAGGCUGAGAAGAUGAGCAGCACUUUUCUUUGUGGGAACGAAUCGUCUGUGAAGAGUAGUUCUAGUCCUGCCAAAAAGCUAGAUAUGGCUAUCCAAUUAAUCGAUUUGUAA